Molecule: messenger RNA, 1282 nt
Organism: Helicoverpa armigera (cotton bollworm)
Lineage: Eukaryota; Metazoa; Arthropoda; Insecta; Lepidoptera; Noctuidae
Exons: 1
Coding region: 1-1263 (420 amino acids)
Biological process (GO): protein monoubiquitination; proteasome-mediated ubiquitin-dependent protein catabolic process; protein polyubiquitination
Cellular component (GO): ubiquitin ligase complex; nucleus; cytosol
Molecular function (GO): cyclin binding; ubiquitin protein ligase activity; ubiquitin conjugating enzyme binding
Source: RefSeq, a predicted model, not a curated record
AUGUUGAUCAAAAACAUUUUCAUUGAGCUACGCUCCAGAUUGAGGAGUUGCAACGUUUUUAUAACGACCGGAGUCGAUUUUACCAAGAAUUGUAAUUUGAAAAUAAGUAUACAAACCAAUUGUAUCGUCCUUAAUUAUUAUAAAGACGAUUAUGAUAAGUCAAAACGAAGAGACAGUCUCUCUUCCAUCGAAAGUCUUUCUGACUGUUAUUCAGAAGAUGAAUAUGAGGUCACCUGUGUGAUUCCUGUACGACAAUAUUGUCAGAUCAUACCAAACUCUAUGUCAUGUCUCAAAAUAGAUAAGAGUACCAUAUCAUUCAGAAUACUGACUGAACCCAAGAAUGGAGGCAAUUUUUAUAAAGAAUUGUUAUCCGCUAACAAUUUUGAUAGCCCAGCCAAAGGAAGUGUAUUGAAAUUAAACGUGAAAGCUGGUGAAGAACUGAAAUUAACUUGUGCUAACUGUUCUAACGUGGUGUCGGGGAAUUGUGUGAAAUUUGACAGAGUUCUAGAGUUACCAACUGCUAAUUUAGACAUGUCGGAAUGGUUUUGCCAUGGACAUGGUCAUAGUCACAGUCAUGGAGAAACUCCACAACCCUCAGACGGAGUGAUCAAACCAAAUAAAACUGAUUUCCUAUAUAGACUGACGUUUUUCGUGGUCAACAAUAGUGUUCUAUCCGAUAAGACUAACAAAUUCAACUCUAAAAGAGAAGUGUAUCAUUGCAAUAGAUGCCUCGCGUGGCUCGGACUGAAAGACAAAGAUACAGUCAAAUUAUACAAUUCAGAAAUAAAACUACAGCAAAAUAAUGCCGAAACUGUCGUCUUCGCCCACAAAACAGUACAAGACAUACACACAGAUGAUUUUAUAUACACAAUAGAAUAUAUGACUAGAGAAUUCAACCUCGGCUUCCAAUACACUGUGAUGUGUAAGAUAGUACUUGAAUGCACAAUUUCUGCUACAAAGAAACAGUAUUUACUUAUCUGGGUGAUGGAUAAAGAAUUGCAAGUGCUUAGAAAUAAUGUCGAUACAAUUUUAAAUGAUAAGAUUGAGCUGCAAUCAACUUCUGUAACGAAAAUCCUGUUUAAAGUUGAGUUUUGUAUGAACGAGGAAGUUGAGUCCUGGGUUUCAGACCCUGGGGUGGUGACCACAGAAAUUUCCAAAGGCAUGUUUAGCAAUGGUCUCGCGCAUUUACAGAAAAUGUCUCAGAAAGUGCCAGAAUCCUUCCGCAAUAGCAAUGGUUACUGUGUUAGCUAUCUCAAAGUUUGAACCAAUAAAUUCGCAAAGG